This is a messenger RNA of Brenthis ino (lesser marbled fritillary), 1440 nucleotides long. The record is from the annotation of a GenBank genome assembly. NCBI's taxonomy places the organism in Eukaryota, Metazoa, Arthropoda, Insecta, Lepidoptera, Nymphalidae.
AUGGCUGUGUAUAAAUUAUUCUUCUUCUUUGCGUUCGUUGUUGUUGCAACUGCUGAUUUUGUUUGGAAGCAUCACAAUAACGAAGAAUUACCAUUAGUGUUAGAAGAAGUUCAUGAAAAAUGCCCAAAUAUUACUAAGGUGUAUACUUUAACAGAGCCGUCUGUUAAAAAUGUUCCGCUUUACGUUAUCGAAUUCUCUGAUAGUCCAGGAUUUCAUCAACCUUAUAAACCUGAAGUGAAAUAUGUUGGAAAUAUACAUGGAAAUGAAGUUUUGGGCAGAGAAUUGCUACUAGGUCUCGCUAAUUAUCUUUGCGAUGAAUAUAAUAAGCGCGAUCGCCACAUACGAACAUUAAUUCAUAACACACGCAUACAUUUAUUGCCAUCUAUGAAUCCUGAUGGUUGGCAAUUAUCAACAGACGCUGGUGGUCAAGAUUAUCUUAUUGGUCGUUAUAAUAACAAUUCUGUGGAUUUAAACAGAAACUUCCCUGAUCUCGAUGCAAUAACAUUUGAGUUGGAACGUCAGGGCAUUAGCCAUAACAACCAUUUACUUAAAGAUUUGACUCGUCUUGCUGCUCCGCUGGAACCUGAGACCAGGGCUGUAAUGAGAUGGAUAAUGUCAGUACCCUUUGUAUUAAGUGCUGCAAUGCAUGGAGGAGAUUUAGUAGCUAAUUAUCCUUAUGAUGAAAGUCGUAGUGGAGCACCAGUUUCAGAAUAUUCUGCUAGUCCAGAUGAUGAUACUUUUAGGGAGUUAGCAUUAGCAUAUGCGAAUGCUCACGCGGACAUGGCGUCGCGCAACCGGCCGGGCUGCCGCGCCGUGCCGGCGCUGCCCACCGCCUACAACUUCGGCAACCAGGGCGGCGUUACUAAUGGCGCCGCCUGGUACAGCUUGAAAGGAGGAAUGCAAGACUUCAAUUAUUUGGCAACAAAUGCAUUCGAAAUAACGUUAGAGUUGGGCUGUGAGAAAUAUACACCUGAGAAUGAAUUGGAAAAGGAGUGGAUACGGAAUAAGGACGCAUUACUCGCGUUUAUUUGGAAAGCGCAUACCGGUGUUAAAGGAAUUGUUAGCGACGAUUCUGGAUUCAUACAAAAUGCUAUCAUAUCUGUUGUGAAUAUCACUGGAUCCGUACCGAGGCCUAUAAGACACGAUAUAACUACAGGAUCAUAUGGCGACUACUAUCGCCUCCUGACCCCCGGGCACUAUGAGGUGACGGCGAGUCACCCCGGGUAUUUCCCGGUGUCUCGUAUCGUCACUGUUCCCAAACACCAAACUUCUGCUAGAAUUGUCAACUUUAAACUUGAGCCGACUACAAGCUGGUUUGAUGAUUUCUCAACAUUCGGGCUGUACCCGCACGGGCUGCGCGACGGCCAGCCGCGUAUAUACAAGCGUUCGUUAUACGAGCAGCUCACUAAUGCUUUAUUGGACAAAAAGGAAACUAAACAU